CAUUAGUUGCAAUUAUAAAUUGUGUACAAUAAAAUAUAUAAAUCAUACUGAAAGUCUUGGAAUGAAAUUUAUCGUAGCCCUUACGCUGGCGCUGGCUCUGUUGGGUCUGCAGGAUGUGAGCGCCAGGUCUGUGCUGGGCGAACUCGGCCAAGCCUUUGGCAAUUUCGGCAAUCAGAUUGGACAGGAAGCCUCAAGCUUUGGCAAUGCCGUGGGCCAGGCGGCCUCACAGUUCGGCAAUGAUGUAGGCCAAGAUGCAAGCAAUCUGAACAGCUCUGCGGUUGGACAAGACGCCUCCAAUUUCGGCAACGCAUUGGGCCAGGCAGCCUCGCAGUUUGGCAAUGAUGUGGGCCAAACCGCCAACAAUCUCGGCAACUCAGUUGGCAAUGAAGGUGGCACAAUUGGUUCCGAUGCGUCCAAUGUGGCACAUAAUGUAGCCUCUGAUGCCUCCAAUCUGGCGCACAAUGUAGCCUCUGAUGCUUCCAAUGUGGCUCACAGCGUGGCGAAUUCGGCCUCUAAUAUUGCAAGUUCUGCUUCCAAUGCAGCUAACAGCGUUGCAAACUCUGCUUCUAGUGCAGCUAACAACGUGGCAAACUCUGCUUCCAAUGCUGCUAACAGCGUUGCAAACUCUGCUUCCAAUGCAGCUAACAGCGUUGCAAACUCUGCUUCCAAUGCAGCUAACAGCGUUGCAAACUCUGCUUCCAGUGCUGCUAACAACGUGGCAAAUUCUGCAUCCAAUGCUGCUAACAACGUAGCAAACUCUGCUACCAAUGCUGCUAAUAAUGUAGCAUCCGAUGCUUCCAGUGCAGCUCAUUCUUUGACAUCCGAUGCUUCCAAUGUGGGAAACAAUGUGGCAUCCAACGCCACCAAUGUGGCAAAUAAUGUUGCUUCCGAUGCUGCCAACGCUGUUACCAAUAUCGCUUCAGAUGCCGCAGGUGCUGCUGUUAACAUUGUAGGCGAUGCCACACAUGUGGCUGAAGGCGUGGCUGAUGGCGCCCUAAAUGUUGCCAACAGUGUGGUCAAUGGAAUCGCCCACUUAUUUUAGUGGACUUCUAUAUCAAUUGUAAACACUGAUCUACACACAUAUUAACGCGUAUCCUUAUAAUUAAAAAUAAAACUAUUAUUGCGAGCACUAA
Messenger RNA from Drosophila montana, 1133 nucleotides. Its product is annotated as mucin-21. The transcript has 2 exons. The record is from RefSeq and is a predicted model, not a curated record. NCBI's taxonomy places the organism in Eukaryota, Metazoa, Arthropoda, Insecta, Diptera, Drosophilidae. The coding region runs from base 62 to 1042 and encodes 326 amino acids.